CCCCCACGUGGUCAGUUCGGCCCAGCUGCGAUCACUAGGGCGGCGGCGGGACUGACAGCAAGCUACGAGGCGCGAGCCAGCGGACUCGGCACCCGCACCGCCCAGCGCGCUCACUAUGGCGAUGCAUUUCAUCUUCUCAAAUGAGGUGGUGCUUCUGUUUGAUUUCUGGAAUGUCCACAGUCCUACAGGCAUGGCCCUUUCAGUGGUGGUAGUCCUGCUCCUGGCUGUGUUGUAUGAAGGCAUCAAGGUUGGUAAAGUCAAGCUGCUCCACCAUGAUCUGGAGAGCCUGCCAGCCCUCAUUGACCAGGAGCUCAUGGAGGAGACAGACCAGGAAUCGGCAGGCUCAGAUUUGCCCACAGUCAACAGAACUCGCCGCAGGUGGUUUUUGUGUCACUUUGGCCAGUCUCUAAUCCACGUCGCUCAGGUGGUCAUCGGCUACUUUAUGAUGCUGGCUGUAAUGUCCUACAACACCUGGAUUUUCCUCGGCGUGGUCCUGGGCUCAGCUGUGGGCUACUACCUAGCCUACCCACUUCUCAACAUGGUAUAGCCAGCAGGAGAUGUGCAGGCACCAGGGCUAGAGGGAGCUGGGGCUCCUUUUCCCCUAGACAUUGUACUUGCAGCCCUUUGUCUGCUCGCUCUUCUAAUAGCUGUUCCUCACCUUGCUCCCCAACUCUGAAAGCUUUCAGCUCAAGUCAGCUCUUGCUCCCUGGAGUUCAGAAGCCAUUGCAGCUACCUCCCUCUUCAGCCAGCCUGCACAGGGCCCAGGGCUAGUCUUUUUUUUUUGCCUUAAAAAGGCUAUAUUAUGGCCAAAGGGAGAAAGGAGAGAACAGAACCUGGGGCAGGGUUGCUGAACGCCUAAUGAUUUCUCUGAGACUCAAAAUUUUUAAGCAUCUCCAAAGAUCCUCAAGACAGUGAUGCGGGGCCUGUGUGAUGAAGGGUGGGGAACCUGGAUACCAUCUGCUCUCCUGAUUUGUGCCUUAUCUUAAAGGAGCAUCUUCCAUGGGACUUCUUGACCUCUUCUGUCUUUGGGGGGACAGAAACUAAGCUGGCUCCUUUUUCUCACCUUUCUGUCUUUGGAAUACAGGAAGAUUGUCUCUUCGUUCUAUGAAUCAUGUUGACACAGUAAGAUUUCUUUUUCCCCAUCGAGCUCCCGGUUGACAAUUUAGCACGUUAAUACAAGACAAAAUUUCUAAUGAAAUUAUUUCAUUUUAUUUAUGAUGGAUGGCAGCAUCUGCCGAGACCUGUUUCCCUUUUUUGGAGGGAGAAUGAGUGACAGCAGAUUAAAGGCAGAGACACAGGACUGUUGUCAAGCCUCCUGACUCACUCUGGAUGCACUGAGCUCCUCCCAGCAGGCUGCACUGUUUGCAGGAGGAAGACAAUCUAAUGGGCCUAGAUGUCUGGGAAGCUCUUCGUGGUCUUAAUGCGGAACAGAGAACCACAUUUAACAAUAUUCAAUAUUUAAUAGUGCUCUCUAUUAAUUACUGCUCACCCACAGUAAUCUGGUGGGGAAACAUGAUUCAUUCACUGAAAAUACUGAUUAAGCCACAGGGAGUACUGACUGAAGAUGCGAUAUGCAAACCAAAGCUGUUACAUUUUUAGAAUUAAAGGGAACUUUCCUGAUAUCUGAACCUCUUCACUUACAGAGAAGGAAACAGAGACCCAAAGAGAGAAAAGCACUUGUCUAGGGUCACACUGCUAUAUACUGCUGUAGCUCGUGGGCUAGAUGAAAAGAUGAUCUUAAGCUUUGGGAAUUAAAAUGCAUUUUAAUAAAUCUGUAUUUUUAGACAA
Loxodonta africana (African savanna elephant) is the source of this 1788-nucleotide messenger RNA. It is a transcript of the gene SLC31A2, whose product is annotated as solute carrier family 31 member 2. Gene Ontology annotation, biological process: copper ion transmembrane transport. The transcript has 4 exons. Lineage: Eukaryota; Metazoa; Chordata; Mammalia; Proboscidea; Elephantidae. The record is from RefSeq and is a predicted model, not a curated record. Gene Ontology annotation, cellular component: plasma membrane. Gene Ontology annotation, molecular function: copper ion transmembrane transporter activity. The coding region runs from base 116 to 547 and encodes 143 amino acids.